AUGUCACUAACUCCCCUGAUAGAAAACCCAGCAAAAAUUUGUGGGCCUGAUAUGACGUGGAGAUCAACGAAACAAGACAGGGAGAUAGAAUUUUAUCGUGGGAAUUGUGUAGAAGGUGUAUUGAUUCUUGGUGAGCGCAAAAUUUCAGCAACUUUUUCUACUCUUUCAAUAAUUUUGAUCUUUGGCGCGGGUAUUAUUCUGUAA
Messenger RNA from Plasmopara halstedii, 204 nucleotides. RefSeq lists its product as uncharacterized. The coding region runs from base 1 to 204 and encodes 67 amino acids. The transcript is spliced from 2 exons. Lineage: Eukaryota; Oomycota; Peronosporomycetes; Peronosporales; Peronosporaceae. The record is from RefSeq and is a predicted model, not a curated record.